This is a messenger RNA of Acanthoscelides obtectus, 461 nucleotides long. The record is from the annotation of a GenBank genome assembly. Lineage: Eukaryota; Metazoa; Arthropoda; Insecta; Coleoptera; Chrysomelidae.
AUGUUCAUUGAUUGCGAUUUUGUUUCAGUGAAACCCAAUAAAGUGAAAAUCGUCACACCUAAUGAUCUUCUUUCAACGAGAAAAUCUCAGACAGUUAGAUGCGAGACAUCUGGAUCAUAUCCUCCAGCUAAAUUAACGUGGCUUUUGGAUGGAAAAGCGAUUAGGAACGCCGUCAUUACGGAAGAAGAAACAGAAACAUUUACGGGAAGUCUUCUAACUCUGAACGUAUCGCCAGACGAUGACGGAAAAGAGUUGGUUUGUCGAGCAGAUAAUCCCAGAUUUCCAGGCGGAACAGCACAAGACAGAAGGCAAAUACAUGUGGCAUGUAAGUCGUAAUUAUUGUUUUUCUUUGUGUUGUAAAACACUAACUUUAUCGAUAAUUAAUACUCAAAUCUAACAAGCAUGAUCAUCAGGAUCAGAAAGGGGAAACUACGAAGUUUUAAUGAGCAUAUGCCCUACCC